AUGAGCCCCUCUUUCCAGGAGGACGAGGGCCCAACCCCUGCGAAAGUUUGCGCAUCCUAUGAUGUUGGCGGCGGGGUAGGUUUAGCAGAUGCCUUUGCAAUCUAUUCGAUCGUUGCAUUCCCCCCGUCAUGGAGGAACAAUGGACUUGAGCGAAAUAUUCUUCAGGAGCUUGAAGAAGCGGCCUCUGUGGUUGCAGACAAACUCCCUAUUCUGACCUUCCUCAGCAACAACCUGUUACCUGAUCUCACCUCCCUGCCUUUCCCGUGCCGUCAACACCGCAACGAUGCCGCCGUCGAGCCCUAUGAUGAUCUGCCUUGGUUUCUGAUCAACGCAACAAGAUAUUCCAAGCACUGCGUCCUCGGACAGAACAACACUUUGGAAUCGUUGUUGAUGGUCCUUCAGCGACCAUGGUGUGUCCUCGAGCUGUGUUGUUGCGAGACCCCAACGGUUGCGGCAGUUGGUGCUUUUACGCUAGCGGCGGCGAAGCUCGACCGGGUGACAUACAGUCCAGCCGUUAUGCUACUGUCGUACGAGAUGAUGCAGCGGACCAAUGAGCAAACCCAAACGGUACGGUCUGUCGACUUUCAAAACAUGCGUCGGCAGCAGUUGGCAUCCAGAAACCCGUGGCUCGACGCGAUCGCUGUGUAUAGAGAGCUCUCUCGAAGCUGCAUUCGAUCACAUAAAGCAUUUUGGAUUGGGUUGAUCUGUACAUGCGCCGUUUAUCUUGGCAUUGCGUUUUCCGAUGUGACACUCAUGUUGGCGAGUCUGUUCCCGGGUGCCUCUGUGUGGAUGAACGUGAAGGAACCAGGGAACACCAGACUGGAGGAUAUGCCAGGCCCAUUUGACCCAAGGACAUCGAAUCAAUUCUCUGCCCAGUUGUGGCGAGAUUCGAACAAGCCCACGCGGAUACGAAGAUCCAGUAUUGAUGUCAUACAGCGGUCAAGUCCAAAUAGUCAUUUUGGGAAACUUCGGAACAACCUGAGCAACACAGACCCAACAAAUUUUCCCUUGGGCACGAAAAACCCACGUCUGCUAUUCACUCUCUACGCCGAAAUUAUAAGAGCAACUGGUGAUUCUAUUCCCUAA
Molecule: messenger RNA, 1086 nt
Organism: Penicillium macrosclerotiorum
Lineage: Eukaryota; Fungi; Ascomycota; Eurotiomycetes; Eurotiales; Aspergillaceae
Exons: 1
Coding region: 1-1086 (361 amino acids)
Source: RefSeq, a predicted model, not a curated record